This is a messenger RNA of Gavialis gangeticus (Gharial), 2684 nucleotides long. It is a transcript of the gene DDO, whose product is annotated as D-aspartate oxidase. The record is from RefSeq and is a predicted model, not a curated record. Lineage: Eukaryota; Metazoa; Chordata; Crocodylia; Gavialidae. The transcript is spliced from 7 exons. Gene Ontology annotation, molecular function: FAD binding; D-amino-acid oxidase activity. The coding region runs from base 283 to 1350 and encodes 355 amino acids.
UGAGAAUCACUGCCCUAAUCACUUGGAUGUUCUGGACUCUAGGAUGACAAAGUCUUCAACCAGAAAUACCAUCCAAUACCUGAGAAACCUUCCUGCACUCAGGUUUCAUCAGAACUGGUGUGGUCUGAGUAAGAGCCUUACUCCCUGAAGUCAAUAAAUUGUACCGGCUUGGCCUUGUAUUAGGCUUGAUUUGGUGAACAGAGUCUUAAUGCUUUCAUACACUGCAAUGGGCUACUGAAGAAGAGGGAUCCAGGAGAGCCACCCAUUUUGUGAAGGUCCCAGAUGCUCUUUGAGGUUGCUGACAACAAGGUGUCCACUCAGUCAAUGUCUAAGCCAAGGAUUGCUGUUAUUGGUGCUGGCUUGAUUGGCCUCUCCACAGCAGUAUGCAUUUCAGAAACUAUCCCCACAUGUUCUGUGACUAUAAUUUCGGAUGAGUUUACCCCCAACACAACAAGUGAUGUAGCUGCUGGGAUGCUUAUUCCACAUACAUAUCCAGGUACACCAAUUUAUCAGCAGAAGCAGUGGUUCAAGGAGACCUUUGAUUAUCUCUUUGCAAUCAAUAAUUCUUCUGAGGCUCUCAGUGCUGGCAUUAGUUUGGUAUCUGGCUGGCAAAUCUUUAAAACCAGCUCCAAUGCAGAGUUACCCUUCUGGUCUGACAUUGUGUUGGGAUUUCGGGCAAUGACAGAAAUGGAACUGAAGAAGUUUCCACAGUAUCGAUUUGGCCAGGCCUUUACUACCCUGAAAUGUGACUGUCCAUCCUAUCUGCUCUGGCUGGAGAAGAGGUUGAAAGGAAAUGGGGGUGAGGUACACGCUAAACGAAUAGCAAACCUGUGGGACCUGCAGAACAACUAUGACAUUGUUGUCAAUUGUACGGGCAUUGGAUCCAGAGAGCUUAUUGGUGACUUAAAGAUAUACCCUGUCAGAGGUCAAGUGCUCAAGGUUCAUGCACCUUGGCUAAAUCACUUCAUCCGGGAUGGAGAUGGAUUAAGCUAUAUCUACCCAGGAAUACACAAUGUAACGUUGGGCGGGACAAGGGAGAAGGACAGCUGGAAUCUGUCCCCAGAUCCUAACAUUAGCAAAGACAUAUUUGACAAAUGUUGUGCUCUUGAACCCUCACUUCAAAAAGCGCAGGACAUAAAGGUGAGGGUCGGUCUGCGGCCAUCCAGGUUAGCUGUGAGGCUCCAGAAAGAGAUACUGGUCCAAGGUGAGAAAAAAUUGCCUGUGGUCCACAACUAUGGACAUGGUUCAGGUGGUUUUUCAAUGCACUGGGGCGCUGCCAAAAAGGCUGCCCGACUGGUGGGAGAAUGCAUUGCUAGUCUGCAGGACUCUCUUCCAAAGGCCAAGCUCUAAACUAAAUGGCCUCCUUUUUCAGUUAGCAGUAGGAUAAUGAUGGGUGCAUCUACAUGUCACCCUAUGGUGACAUUGUUACUGUGCCGUGCUUUAGUACUUCCUUUUGGGUUUUAUUUUACUAAUAGAUUUAUUGGGCAACACCAUCCAAAACAAAGUACUAAAGCACGGCUCAGUGUUGCACUACAUAAUUCCUAAGGAAGUACUAAAGCAUGGUGCAGUAACUGCCCAGACUGCGCCAUAAGUGUGGCGCAUGGUUAUUUUUAGCUGCUACUUUGCCAUAGUAGCAUGCUAUAAUGGGGGACUGUGCCACUACUGUGAAGUAGCUACCAGUUACAUGUAGACCUACAUGAUGGAUACAUUGCCGUAACGUGUCACUACCGUGACUUAGUGUGACAUGUAGGUACUCCCAUUAAAUCUAUUACUAAAAUCUUCAGAAUGUUAUUCUGAAGCAAAUGUAAGGGUCCAUGUGCCACAUUUUUGCCCAUGGCUGAGUUCCAGUUGGCCACAGGAGACCAGAGGGAAGCCAGAGAAUUUCUCUGGAAUAAUCUUACUCAAAAUUAGAGCAACUUCAGGUAUGCUUUAAUGUACGUUGCUUUUGGAAGGUCAGUAAUGGAUCAUCCAUCAGUGAAAUGAGUUCUGCUCUACUUUGUCCCUUUCAGGCCUAACAUACCUCCAGCAAACCGCUUCUCCUUCCAGACUUUCCCUCUUCAAGGAGUAGGAGGGCAGCUGGCACAGGAACCAUUCCGUUGCUUGCCUCCGCAAGGAUAACAAAAGACAUAGACUUUUAGUAGAGAAUCUGGCGCUGUCUCUUUCCUUUAGCUAAGAACAUAAUUCCAGAGUUAAUUCAGUAUAAAAUUAGCUAUCUGAGGGACAGAAUCAACAUGUUAACACAGAUAAAGCAAAAAAGAUCCCAAACAAACUUAAAAAACAAUACUAUAUAGAUGAUUUGUUAUGAUCACUUGAAAGAUUUCUUCCCUAAAGAAGUGUGUAGACUGUAGAUCUUCUCCAAAGUUUGAUUAAUGCAGAGUAAUGCUUCACAAGCCACAUGCCUGAUAACAAUGUACCUACACAUAGCACUGCAGUUGGAUUCAGACAUUUGGUUAUGCAGUGAGUACCAAAAAUCUCUGCAGAAAAAGCUUUCACCAGAAAAUCCUACACCUGCAAUUGCUUUAAUCUAGUCCAUCUAGUUUCAGUAGUUCCCAACAUUUUAUGUAACUCUUUGUUUAUUUCCAGUAAUGGUUUUCAUAUUGCAAGCUACAGUAUGACUCAAUGCAUUAGCAGAUUUUAACUUUUGAUACUGGAAAUAAAACAUAACUCAGUGGGUCUGGACUGCA